UAAAUCCCCCAUUACCCAUUUCUCAAAACCACCAUUGUAGUACAACUCCAACUUUCUCAACAUACAAUCAUUAACAUGGCCCGUACUAAGCAAACAGCUCGCAAAUCUACAGGUGGGAAGGCACCAAGGAAGCAGCUAGCCACCAAGGCUGCAAGAAAAUCUGCUCCAGCGACCGGAGGAGUGAAGAAACCUCACCGUUUCAGGCCAGGAACUGUUGCUCUAAGAGAAAUCAGGAAGUACCAGAAGUCUACUGAGUUGUUGAUAAGGAAGCUUCCAUUUCAGAGACUGGUGAGGGAAAUUGCUCAGGAUUUUAAGACAGAUCUGAGGUUCCAGAGUAGUGCUGUUGCUGCUCUACAAGAGGCCGCUGAGGCUUACCUUGUUGGGCUAUUUGAAGAUACUAAUCUCUGUGCAAUUCACGCUAAGAGGGUUACUAUUAUGCCGAAAGAUAUUCAACUUGCUAGGAGGAUUCGCGGAGAAAGGGCUUAGGAAUAAGCUUGUUAGUGUUUUAUCUGUUUGAUGUUUUUGUUUACAUCUGUUGUUUGGAUGCUAGGGUUAGUGGUGUAAAUCCUAAUAGUAUGUGUAAACUGUUGGUUUACUAGUAUUCUGGAUCUUAUCAAUGAAAUUUUUAGUACUUCUUUUAGUUCAAUUAAAGAUCUAGCCCUUGCAUCUC
Lycium ferocissimum is the source of this 670-nucleotide messenger RNA. Its product is annotated as histone H3.2. The record is from RefSeq and is a predicted model, not a curated record. NCBI's taxonomy places the organism in Eukaryota, Viridiplantae, Streptophyta, Magnoliopsida, Solanales, Solanaceae. Gene Ontology annotation, cellular component: nucleosome. The transcript has a single exon. Gene Ontology annotation, molecular function: DNA binding; protein heterodimerization activity; structural constituent of chromatin. Bases 76 to 486 code for a protein of 136 amino acids.